AUUAAGAAACUUGUCGUUGAAAAGAGUGCAAAUUUUUGAGUUAUAUUUGCGUCCAAAUUUGCAGCAUAAGUCGAAAUGCCAAAUACUGACAGCGAAGUUGAGUAUUUAGAGAAUACUGUACACUAUCAAGAUCCGGACAGAGAGAGAGGAGGGGGUAAACAUGGCAGCACGCGUACUCGUAAAGCAGAAGCAGAAGAAAAUUUUGAUGAUGAACCCGAUGAAACAAUAUCGGAACGUUUAUGGGGUUUAGCGGAAAUGUUUCCCGAGCCAUUACGCGAAUUUACCUGCGCAUUGGUAUGCUUGACGACUAGAGGCGUCAGGAGCAUUUACCGGUUUUCAUGCAGUGCUUCGUGGAUUUUUUUCACAACGUCGAUAAUACUUUUUGCUCCAGUCAUAUUCGAAACGGAACGGGCCCAAAUGGAGGAAAUCCAAAAACAAGAACAAAAGCAAGUAUUACUGGGUCCCGGCUCAGCCAUGACGGGUAUUAGCGGACCCACACGGAUAUGACACAAAUGCGAUACAAAUCUUUAAAUGUGAUAAAAUUUAUGUGUUAUAUUUUAAAACAAAUCAAAAGAAAACAAUACGACAUCUUUCACCUAGAAAAGCAAUUUUUUGAUCCAGUCUACUAGUAUGCUUGAAGAAGUUAAAUUUGUUAAUGAUUAAAUGAGCAAUGGUUUAAUGGUUUAAAAAGAAAAAAACAACUAGGACGAGGAAUAGUUCCCCAAAGCAUAGGCAAUUCCUUGGUCCGUAGGACGUUUCCUAUCGCCAAUUCCCGACGUAGCAAAGUCAACAAGCCGAGUACAAUCACACACAAUCUCCUGGAAUGUUCUGUUACCUUGAUUAGCAAGCAACAGGUCUCUCUUUAUAUGACGAAUUUUCUUCGUCAAUACUCUUCUUCUGCCGACAACUGCGAAUCGUAGCUCUUGGUAAGAAAGUGGAAAGAAAAUUUAAGAUAAAUUCUUUAAUGUUUAUCAUGGAGUACACAUGGGUCAUCGAAGAAUUCUGCAUUAAAUAAAUUGCAUUAUAUUUCGGCAAAUAGAAAAUCCCUCGAUAUCAUUUCUUAUGAACUGAAUAUUUGCAAAAUAGGCUAAAGCUAUGUUAUCUUAAGUUACCGUUUGGAGGCCCGCAAAGAAAGAGUCGCGCCUUACACGGACCGAAUGUGGCUUUGUUUGCUGAUUUUCUUCCAUUCUUCAUUUUCAAUUUUGUCAUACCUUGACUCUCUUUGCUGCUGUCGAUGCCUAUAGACACAGAUGAAUUUGAUGAGACUUCAACUACUCCAUUGGCAAGACUUAAAAAAUAUGCAUUAAACAUUGCGUAAACUACAGGUAGCAUUCCUGGCCAGUACGAGAUUCUGAAUUGGUUUACUCACUAUCCUCUGGAAUUUUUUACCAUUUCUCUGUGUCACAGAACACAACUUGAGACAAAAAUAUAAAACCUACCGCAUCGGUUCACGAUUCAUUUACUACUUCGUAUUUUUUUGCGAGUCAGCAAACCAACAACAAAUGAUUUACUGAGCUCGAGGCAAAAUGGGUUCAAUAGGUUUACGGUUCUCGUUAUCAAGUUAGCUCACGUUACCAAACACACACUAACGAUAGUUGUUUGAAUCGAUGGUACAAAUAUAUAAUUUUAAAUCGUGAAAAAUUCAUAUGUUAUCGACUCACUACUCGUUA
This is a messenger RNA of Glossina fuscipes, 1670 nucleotides long. Its product is annotated as mitochondrial import receptor subunit TOM22 homolog. The record is from RefSeq and is a predicted model, not a curated record. Bases 76 to 507 code for a protein of 143 amino acids. The transcript has a single exon. Gene Ontology annotation, biological process: intracellular protein transport. Lineage: Eukaryota; Metazoa; Arthropoda; Insecta; Diptera; Glossinidae. Gene Ontology annotation, cellular component: mitochondrial outer membrane.